AACUGUUUCCAACUCGUCAACGUCAAAUGCACGCUUGCAAACUAGGGCCACUGAGCAACAAUGGAUGGCGAACCAAUGUCAUUCACCAGUCUAGCACUGAUGCUCCUCUUAGUGAUAGCAUUUAUAAUGUUCGCCUGUCACUGUUUGGGACCACGCGCCAAUACAUGGAUGCGAUCGAAUAAGGAAGAGAAGAUUGGACUAUCGAAAAAUAAACUUUUCCAUGCGAAUGGUUAUAUGAUCCAUUCCGGCUCUGAAUUCUUACUCAGCAACAGCGGCAGCUUUAAGCGGUUCGAUACUAUCGAUAAGGAUGAUUACCGGCAGUCGGGCCAACAGCCUACACAGCAUGCCACUACGCCACUCUGGAAUCUCGCUGGCGAGGGGGAAGUUGACUCAAAUAUACCACCCCAACCGUUACGACCCGCACCUGCACCUGGCUCACAACCCCUUGCCAGUGCAAGUCAUAUAAAAACAGUUACCUUUUCAUUUGAACAAAUCAAUGAGACCACGCCCACUACCAGCAACAAUAGCCCACGAUUCGGGGAUCAAAUAAACUCGAAUGGGCGUACUGGCAAUAGCGAUAGCGCGAUAAUGGUUUCAUGCAGGCGUUCUUCUAUGAAGUCCACGAAUAGCGCCGUACCUAAACCAAUUGAGGCACCACCUCCGCCACGGUUGUCUGCCUCGUCGUUGGCCUUGAGCGCUAGCGCCAUACCCCGACCGGUGGCAAAGAGACAGGUAUCAUUGCAAAAUGUCGGUAACGGUGCAGGUGCCACAGGUGCACAUAAGGAAACAAUCAAAACAGCAACUACAAAACAGGAAACUGAAGCUUUACCCACAAAAACGACAACAACUGCGAACACUUCAAAUGCGGAACAUAGCCAUUCAAAGACGUUGAAGCGUCGCAAUUCCAGCACAAACCCUUUCCUUUGUGAAUCCGUUGAGAGCUUACCGGAAUCCAACACUGCCUUACCACUACAGCAAACAUCGCAACAACAACAACACCAACAACAGCUUAACACACAUAAUAACGUGCAAAAUAAUUCUAACUACAAUGCCACCAAUUUCAAAGGACAUAUGGGCAAUGGUACCACAGCACACACUGAAACGGCUACGCCGGCAACAAUUACCAGCACAAACGGCAAUGCUGCAAAUGGUGUCUGCAAUCCUUUCCACAGCGAAUUGACUCAAGCGACAGAUACGAUAACAACCAACUCUAGCAACACUGCACCAACAUCGCUAAGCGCGAAAUCACUACAACAACAGUUCCAAGAACUCCGCAAUCGCUCCCUCUCCACCACCGAUGCAUCCGAAGACUCCGACCUGAAGUCGCUUUCAAGUGGACUGCGGCGGUUGACACAAAACUCAACAAAUCCCUUCACCGGUUUGACACAGCGGGUACAAAAGGGGCCACACAUGCUACAGAAAACCUUCUCGGAAGAUUUCCUCUUCCGCAAACUGGGUGUUAAUCCGAGUGGAGCACACAAUACACAGACGGCACAUUGCAUACCCGGUUUGAGUGGCAACGGCAGCAGCAGUGGUAGUGGCAAUACAACCUGGUCUUUCGGUCGUUCACUACUGCGCCAAGAUUCUCUAAUGAGCCUUGGCCGACGCAAUAGCUCACAAUGUUCACUCGAUUCGAGCGCGAGCGGUUCAAUGGAGGGCAUCAACUUGGAACGGGCCAUCUCAUGUGACUCGGUGAACUCGGACACCUCGUCAGUGUUUGUGGGCGAAUUGGAUCAGCCAUAUACACAGAUAACCGGCUACCUGUGUGUCGGUUUGCAAUAUGAUAAAAAUUCUAUUACCGACGAGGGCAUGGAGCUCACCGUUAUGGUGCUGGAGGCAAAGGGGCUAAUUUGUCCUUUUAACGUCGAGUCGUUAGACACUUUUGUGCGCGUUUAUCUUGUACCAGACGAGGCGGUAGCAAUGCAGACGAAGGUAUUCAAAGACUCAGUCACGCCCAGCUACAAUGAAUCGUUCAACUUUUGGCUAAAAAAACAACAAUGUCGACAUUCGCUUUGGUUCCAUUUAUAUCACAAUGGCGACGCGCAUACGCUUAUCGGUGAAGCAGAAAUGGAAAUCGGUGAAAUGCCACGGCACGUCACUACAUGGAUACCACUAACCGAUUCGCGCAAAUGUAAUGCACAGUGGGGCGAACUAAUGUUCUCAUUAAGUUAUUUGCCCACAGCGGAACGCCUUACAGUUGUGGUGGUGAAAGCGCGAAAUUUGAAAAUGGAAAUAAAAGAGGUUGGCAAAACAGCAACACCGCAACAAGUGCAAAACGUUUUUGUAAAAGUCUACUUGAUGAACAACGAGAAGAAAGUACUAAAAAAACGUACCUCUCUCAAACGUCGUGAUUUGUGCCCCAUAUUCAAUGAGUCGAUGAUCUUCAGUGUGCCUCCGCCAAGUCUCACCACUGUACAAUUGCGUCUCACCGUUUUUGGUGUAACGGAAGCUGAGGAUGGUGAGCGUGGCACACCGCGUAUUACACCGAUAGGUCAUGUGAUAGCUGGUGCUUGUGCUACGGGCAAGGGAUUGCGCCACUGGCAUCAAAUGCUCUCUUCGCUGCGAAAACCGGUGGCCAUGUGGCAUGUAUUGCGCCGCGCCUCCUACCAACCAAUAUUUACUGGUGGCGCCGAGGCUGUCGUAGCCGCCAUGCAAAGCUCUGCCUUACGUGCCAAGCGCAACAGUAUUAUAUAAAUUGAUGUUACUGUAAAUGAGCAACUUGGGGAAGAAAUCCAAUGUUUAUUGUGAAAAAAUUGUUCAUUACAAACGAAAAAUGUUGGUUGUAAGAAGCCCAUUUAUUUUAUUGCAGGCUUUACUUUUGGCUCCUUUUUAUACGGGAAAGUUACGACUUUGCGAUAUUGAAAAACUGAAAAAAGAUAGAUAUAUUAAAUCUGGAUUUUCCAUCCCUAUUUUGUGCGUAAUUAUACUUCCAGCAAAUUGGAUGUUUUAAUUGCAUACUCUGGGAAGUAUAGUUUUAGGUGUGCAAUCCAAAAUAAGACUUCUACUUCAGUAUUGUAUUAAGCAUUUAGUUGUACUUUUAUAGUGUCCACUUUAUACUCAAAGAUUUGCACACUCAAAAGAAAGAUGCUCUCUCCCUCUUUAACAUUCACUCAUCUAUACUCUAAACUCUUAACAUGCACGUGGUUUUCCGCACUGUACUUAUUUAUUCCUACUAUGAAACCAGCACUCUACCACAGUACGAUAAAAAAAUAUAAUCAUAUUUACUUCAAACUAUCAUACCUAGUCCAAAAGCGCAACUUAUACCUUUAAAUCGAAAACGAAAAAAACAAAAAACAAAAUAUAUACAUACAUAUAUUAUAAUAAUGUAUUUAUAUUUAUACAAAUAUAGUAUAUUCGUAGCAUAUGCACUCGGGUUUGUAGCUAAUCAAAACAUACUAAAAAGGAAAAUAUUAAAAAUAUAUAAUAUCACAAAAAAUACUAAUGUAAUAAAAUAUGAUCGUACUUGGGGCUAAAUACUCACAAAAAACAUUUAUGUAACAUUAGUUAUAGGGAAUAUAUUAUUACACUGUGCGGCACCAGGAAAUUGUCAAGUUGUGUGAAUACUACUCUUUGGAUAGGUGAGGUGGCUCCUAAAAAUAUUCUUCAAAAACCAGCUCGCCGACUUCCGUUGACCUUCCAGAAAGCAGUGAACAUUAGCAUUAGCCUGCCUUUCCGAUCCGAAUGCGAGGUGCAUAGCGACUAUCGAUCGUUCGCUAUUUCUUAUCACAAAGACUAUUGGUGCUCACACUCACCAACGUAAACGUACGCCCGUAUCAGCUGACACGAUGAAAUUAUUGAGAGCCCCAUGCAAAUGAAUUCCCACCACCGUUCCAUUCCGUAGUAUCGUAGAUCGUUGUUUCAUCGUGUCAGUUGCGUACGGGCGUCCGGAAAAUUAUCCACCCGUUUACGUUGGUGAGUGUGAGCACCAUAAGUUGUGAUGAGUUCGAUGAUAAAAUUAGCUACCAAUCGAGGGCGCAAGCGAAAUUUCCCCUUAAAGAGAAGAAGAAACAAAAGAGUCAACAAACGGAAAAUUAUCCACCUCUUGCAAAAACCAGUAGAAGAAGAGAUAUCAGCUUAGACAUUUUUAUGUUGUACAAACAAAAAUACUACAAAUUUCAAAAAGACGCAAGAGCAGAAAUGCUCAAAAGGCCUAAUUCCACACAAUUUUUAUCCAUAUGCCGAUCAUUGGCGACUAGAACGCAGAUAUUAUCCUUUUUGAAAAUUGUAAGACUUUACUUUGAGUUGGGUUUUUACGUUAAAUGGCUAUUUGAAGCCCAAAAUUCUGUUAAACGUGACAUUCCAGAAUUAAUCUAUCAAAUGAAAACUUCUCAUUCGGGUGAAUUUCAACGAAAACUUUGUGAUGGUGUUGUCGACUGACAAUACCCGUGAUUGAUGCUGUCCGCGCUGCACAGCAAUUCGGCAUAGGACAUCUCUAGAUUCUUCGUUGAUUGCGCUCCAAGGGCCGAAAGCUUUCCCUGUACUCAAGACCAUUUAAAUCCAAUUCACAGCUCCGCGAUGUGGACAGAAUGGCGGACGAAGUCAGGGUGCGGUAGCAAAUAGUCAACGAGCUGUCAUUCUGUUCGUAUCGCGCACCACCCACGGUAUGCGAGGUGCUUGCCCGCAAUGACUGUACAUAAGGAGGUAACAACUAAUGUAGUUGUCCGUAUACACGGGCGGCUAAUUUUCGUAGUUCUU
This is a messenger RNA of Anastrepha ludens (Mexican fruit fly), 4695 nucleotides long. RefSeq lists its product as uncharacterized. Gene Ontology annotation, molecular function: phosphatidylserine binding; calcium-dependent phospholipid binding; SNARE binding. The coding region runs from base 61 to 2694 and encodes 877 amino acids. The record is from RefSeq and is a predicted model, not a curated record. Lineage: Eukaryota; Metazoa; Arthropoda; Insecta; Diptera; Tephritidae. The transcript has 5 exons. Gene Ontology annotation, biological process: calcium-ion regulated exocytosis; regulation of dopamine secretion; cellular response to calcium ion.